GCAAGCCUGAGCCCCUCACAUUCCCCUCGACAUGGCGCUGAGCCGGCGUCUGGGACUUCGGCUCUGCGCGAGGCUGCCCGACUUCUUUCUGCUGUUGCUCUUAAGGGGCUGCUUGAUAGAGGCAGUGGAUCUCAAGUCCAGCAACCGAAACCCAGUUGUACAUGAAUUUGAAAGUGUGGAACUGUCUUGUAUCAUUACGGAAUCACAGACAAAUGACCCUAGGAUUGAAUGGAAGAAAAUCCAAGGUGGUCAAACCUCAUAUGUGUAUUUCAACAACAAGAUUCAAGGGGACCUGGCAGGUCGUACAGAUGUGUUUGGAAAAUCUUCAUUGAGGAUCUGGAAUGUGACACGGUCGGACUCAGCCAUCUAUCGCUGUGAGGUCGUUGCUGUACAUGACCGAAAAGCCGUCGAUGAGAUUACCAUUGAAUUAAUUGUGCAAGUGAAGCCUGUGACCCCUGUCUGCAGAGUACCGAAGGCUGUGCCCGUAGGCAAGAUGGCGACACUGCAGUGCCAGGAGAGCGAGGGCUAUCCCCGCCCUCACUACAGCUGGUACCGCAACGAUGUGCCACUGCCUACAGACUCCAGAGCCAACCCGAGGUUCCACAACUCCUCAUUCCGUGUGAACUCCGAGACGGGCACUCUGGUUUUCAGUGCUGUCCACAAGGAUGACUCUGGGCAGUACUACUGCAUUGCUUCCAAUGACGCAGGCGCAUCCAGGUGUGAGGGGCAGGACAUGGAAGUCUAUGAUCUGAACAUUGCUGGGAUUAUUGGGGGAGUCCUGGUUGUCCUUAUUGUUCUUGCUCUGAUCACGAUGGGUAUCUGCUGUGCAUACAGACGUGGCUGCUUCAUCAACAAUAAACAAGAUGGAGAAAGUUAUAAGAGCCCAGGGAAGCAUGAUGGAGUUAACUACAUUCGAACAAAUGAAGAGGGUGACUUCAGACACAAAUCGUCCUUUGUCAUCUGAGACCCGAUGGCUGGGAGAGCAUUGCAAAUACCUCUACUGGAGACUGGUCAAGGGUGCUGCGAGCCCAGGGCACCUGCAGAGCGCCAUGCAGAAGCUUUUUGUUUUGGCCAAAAUCGACUCCUCCCUUGCUCUUUAACAAGCCACAUGAAUAAAGAAAUCCUCCUGAAGAUGGCAUAGUAACUUAGAUUGUUGCUAGCCUUUUCCCUUAGAGGGAUUAGGAUGAUCUUCAAAGCUU
This is a messenger RNA of Microtus oregoni (creeping vole), 1199 nucleotides long. It is a transcript of the gene Jam3, whose product is annotated as junctional adhesion molecule 3. Gene Ontology annotation, molecular function: protein homodimerization activity; protein heterodimerization activity. Gene Ontology annotation, biological process: angiogenesis; cell adhesion. The transcript has 9 exons. NCBI's taxonomy places the organism in Eukaryota, Metazoa, Chordata, Mammalia, Rodentia, Cricetidae. Bases 32 to 964 code for a protein of 310 amino acids. The record is from RefSeq and is a predicted model, not a curated record.